AUGAAAAAUAAACGGUUCAUUAAGACCUUUUUUUUUUCUUUUUUUAUUUUCGAAAAAGAAUUUUCAUUCUAUUUGAGAGCUUUACAAUCAUUAAAUUUUGUUGGGAUACUUCAAGAAUUUUCUUUCAAAUCAUUAAGUUUCCAUUUUUUUUUCUUUUUUUUUAUUCAUUCCUUUUCUUCAUUUGUUUUUUCUUAUUCUUUUUCUUCUUUUCUUUUAUGUCUUUUUUCUCUUCUUCUUUCAUUCCUCUCUUUCUACAUUUUCGCUUUUAUUCUUCAUCUUCUUGUCAAACUUUAUUUUUAUUUCCUUCUUCUUUUUUCAACCUCUCUUUCACCCUUUUUUAUUCUUCUUUUUUUCACUUCUUCUUUUUCUUCUUCUUCUUCUUCUCUAUUUUUCUUCCUUGUCCUUUUCAUUCUCCUUACUUUCUUUUACGUUUUCUUUUUUUUUUUUUGUCUUUUCAUAAUAGAUACCUCUCCCAUGUUUACUCUCCUUUUGUUUUUUCUCAUUUUUCGAUUUGUUUUUUCUUACUUCAUCAAAUUCAGGCCCAAGAGCCACUUAAGGUUUUCCUUUACUGAAUACAUUUAUUUUUUUCAUUUCAUUCAUUUUUUCUUUUUCUUUUCUUUAUUUCCUACUUGUUUUCCAGGCAUAUUCUUUUCUUUCAAAUUAGAUUCCGGACGAUAUUUCUUUCUUUCUUUCACAUUUGAUCUCCGUCCAUAUUUCUUUCUUUCUUUCUUUCUUUCUUUCUUAUUUUCUUUCUUUCUUUCUUUUCUUUCUUUCUUUCUUUUUUUCUUUCUUUCUUUUCAUUUUUUCUCUUCCAUUUUCUUUUUUUCUUUCUUUCUUUCUUUCUUUCUUUCUUUCUUUCCUUUUUUCCAUUUUCUUUCUUUCUUUCUUUUCUUUCUUUCUUUCUUUCUUUUCUUUUUUCUUUCUUUCUUUCUUUCUUUCUUUUUGAUCUCAGUGCAUAUUGCUUUUCUUUCAUUUUUUGCCUCGUCCAUAUUUUUCUUUCUUUUCUUUCUUUCUUUCUUUCUUUUUUCUUUCUUUUUUCAUCUCUUUCACCAUUUGAUCUCAUCUUUCUUUAUUUAUUUUCUUUCUUUCUUUUCUUUCUUUUUUUUUUUUUCUCCGUCCAUAUUUCUUUUUUUCUUUCUCCGUUUUUCUUUCUUUCUUUCUUUCUUUUUUUUUUUUUUCUUCAUUCAAAUCAUUUUCUUUCUUUCACAUUUGAUCUCCGUCCAUAUUUCUUUUUCUUUCUUUCUUUCUUUUUUUUCUUUUUUCUUUCUUUUCUUUUCUUCUUUCUUUUUUUUUCUCUUUGAUAUUUCUUUUUUCUUUCUUUUCUCACAUUCUUUCUUUUCAUUUGAUUCCGUCCAUAUUUCUUUUUUUUCUUUUUUUCUUUCUUUCUUUCUUUCUUUCUUUCUUUCUCACUUGAUCUCAGGACAUAUUGCUUUUUUUUUACAUUUUUUUUAUCUGACAUAUUGCUUUUCUUUUUCAUUUGAUCUCCGUCCAUAUUUCUUUCUUUCUUUCUUUCUUUCUUUCUUUCUUUUUUCUUUUCACUUUCAUUUUCUCAGGUCAUUUUUCUUUUUUCUUUCUUUUCUUUUUGAUCUCCGUCCAUAUUUCUUUCUUUCUUUUAAAAAUUUUUUUUUCAUUUUCUUUCUUUCCUUUACUUUCUUUUCUUUCUUUCUUUCUUUCUUUCUUUCUUUCUCACUUGAUCUCAGGACAUAUUGCUUUCUUUCACAUUUGAUCUCCGUCCAUAUUUCUUUCUUUCUUUCUUUCUUUCUUUCUUUUUUCUUUCUUUCUUUCUUUCUCACUUGA
Acanthosepion pharaonis is the source of this 1797-nucleotide messenger RNA. The record is from the annotation of a GenBank genome assembly. Lineage: Eukaryota; Metazoa; Mollusca; Cephalopoda; Sepiida; Sepiidae.